Molecule: messenger RNA, 2231 nt
Organism: Phyllopteryx taeniolatus (common seadragon)
Lineage: Eukaryota; Metazoa; Chordata; Actinopteri; Syngnathiformes; Syngnathidae
Gene: ptcd3
Product: pentatricopeptide repeat domain 3
Exons: 23
Coding region: 11-2059 (682 amino acids)
Biological process (GO): mitochondrial translation
Cellular component (GO): mitochondrion
Molecular function (GO): ribosomal small subunit binding; protein binding; rRNA binding
Source: RefSeq, a predicted model, not a curated record
AUCACCAUUGAUGGUUUCUCCCUCCCAGAGGCCUUUGCGUUUGAGCAACAUGGCGGCGCCCGGGAGGCAAGUAUGGCAGUACAUCCACAAAAACAACGGAAUUUUGUUCCGCAACCUCGAGCAGGUGUUGUUUCGUAGGAAUUUUGUUGGGAUCUCAUCUUUUCGCCAACAAGCUGUAGAAGCCAGAAACGAUUCCGCAGAGCCAAUUGUCGUCCCCAGAAAGAAAGUAUGGAACAAAGAGUCAGUAUUGGAGGCCUUGGCUAGGACUGUACGCAGGGAUCCUACAGCAUAUCCCUACCAAUUCCAGGAUGAUCCCUACCUCUCCCCGAGGAACUCUGCUGAGUUUAAGCUGUACUCUCUCGCUCAAGAGUCUGGAAGAGCUGCAGCUAAAUACCUUGUCAACAGCUAUCCAAAGUUCUUCACCAAAGAUUUUGCUGAACCACAUAUACCUUGUCUGAUGCCAGAUACAGUAUCACUGCGCCUUGAAGAAGUGAGUGACGAGGCGCUGAAGGAAAGGAUCAGCUUGAGAAAAGUCAAGGCUGCCGUCGACAUGUACGAUCAACUGCUGCAAGAUGGAACAUCUGUAUCCAUGGAAACAACCCACGACCUAUUAGACUUGAUCUGUCUCUUUUGUGACAGAGACCCUAUCCAGGAGGAUGAGACACAAACAGAGGACAUGGAGGAAUUAGGGAGGGAGGUGAGGAAGAGGAAAGGGAAGGUUCGUCGAGCCUCAGACUUAAUCAAGUUUACCUGGAGAGAAAAUAACAACGGCGAAAGAAUAUUUAACCUGCUGCCCGAGAGAGAUACUCGAUGUUACUCUGCUCUCAUCAGGGGCAUGGUGAAGCAUGGAGCCUAUAUAAAGGCCUUCAGCGUAUACACAGACCUGCUUAACAACAGACUGACAGCUGACAUCCACAUUUUCAACGCUUUGAUCUCAGCUGCUCCGGAAGUCAGAGACAAAUACAUCGACAGAUGGAACCUAAUCACUGAGAUUUUAAACCAGAUGAGUCAACAGAAAAUUCAGCCCAAUCUGCAGACCUUUAACUGUAUUCUCAAAGCCUUGAGACGCUGUGGCUCUUUGGCCAGAACAUUGGCACUACACACUCUGAGUGAGAUGACAGCUCUGCGGAUAGCUCCCAGUUUGGCCACCUUUGAUCAUGUGCUGGCUAUAUUUUAUAAAGCAGCAUCAGCUGGCCAGGGCAACACUGACAUUUUACAGGAAGUGAUGUCGGAGUUGGCAGGGAAAAACUUCACUUGCCAAGACCCAGGUGAUGUUCUCUUCUUCUCGAAUGCCAUGAGAAUUUGUCUUGAUUACAAAGAUCUGGAGCUGGGCUAUAAAGUCCAAAGUCUGGUAGAAGUCGGGGAGAACUGGAGGCUUCUUGGUGAUUCCUACCAACAGAGUAUUUACUACGGUCGCUUCUUCAACCUUUUGUGUAUGAUGGAGCACAUUGAUGUGGUGCUCAAGUGGUAUAAAGAGCUCAUUCCCUCAUUGUAUUACCCAAACUCUCAGGGACUGAGAGACCUCCUUCAGGCUCUGGACACAGAUAGUCGCUUGGACGUGCUGCCAAGUAUAUGGAAAGAUAUCCGGUCUCUGGGUCAUGAUAAUAAACCAGAAUUAAUUGAGGAGCUGCUCGCCUUGAUGGCCAGAGAGAAACACAGUCCUGAGGUCCAAGAGUCUUUCGCUACGUGCGCGCUGGAUAUAAAGAGUGCAUUUGAUGGUAAUAGAAGUAGGACCAGUCUGGAGUGGAGCACCCCCACCCUCUCACAUGUUACUUCCCUUCUGCUGCGGGCCAACAAGAUCCAAAAGGCUUGGGAGAUGCUGCAGCUUUUCAAAGAAAAGAACAGAGUUCCUUCUGAUGAGCUGUUGGAAGACUUCCUGUCCCUGUGCCGGAGCAAGGGCUCAGCCCAAAGAGCCGUGGAGCUUGUCGAGCUGUCAGCAGCCUUCUGUCUGCAGGCAACGCCGAGACUGGCCAAACUGACGCGAGCCGAGUUUGUUUUGAGCGAGGACCAAAUAACCAUAUUGUCUGAGUUGGAGAGUGCCGCAGAGCCUGCAGACUGAAGAGUUGGGUCAGCAUUCAUAAUGAAAAAACGACUGUUGUUAUCUACUAUUCAGUGGAAAUGUAAAAACGUAGUAAAAGAAAUAUAUAGAAUGUACCAGCUACGGAUCUGUCAUAAAAUAUAUGGGGUGGGGGGAAAAAAUAAAUCCUUACCUCAUUUGUGGACAAAAAGGU